Messenger RNA from Dothidotthia symphoricarpi CBS 119687, 839 nucleotides. RefSeq names its product thioesterase family protein-like protein. Gene Ontology annotation, molecular function: fatty acyl-CoA hydrolase activity. The transcript has 3 exons. The coding region runs from base 246 to 839 and encodes 197 amino acids. Lineage: Eukaryota; Fungi; Ascomycota; Dothideomycetes; Pleosporales; Dothidotthiaceae. The record is from RefSeq and is a predicted model, not a curated record.
GAAGAGAACUGGUAUGCCCUUGCACGCGACGUGCCGAGAAUUUCAGCCUAACUCUCAAGGCUGAGGUAUGGACUGGACCCGCAUCGUGAACCGAGGCUGUGGCUCGUUGAUCUCCGCAACCGCCGCCGGCGAUCUGAAAGUAGGUGGGCAUGUUUAAUUUAUAAAGUGUAUUGCCUACUAGCAGACUGGUCCACGUAAUAUUGGAAGCACCAUUAUCACACUUUUAGCGUUCCUUCACAUCCAUCAUGGCUAGUCGUGAGGCAGAUCGGCAGAAGGCCAUGGCAGCUGUUCAGGCCAUGUUUGACAGGUACAAGCUGCUUGCUGCCCAAAGGCCGCGGGAUCACGUUGACUUUGACCAUGAAGUCAUGGAGAACUUGAAAAUGGUCGACGCUGGUCUCGAUGGUUCUGUCGAGUACGAGCUGUACAUGGCGCCCAACUUUUCGAACCUCAAUAAUGUCAUGCACGGCGGCGCGGCAGGCGUGAUAUUCGACAUGGCCACCACUACAGCACUAUGUCCCGUCGCAAGACCGGGGUUCUGGCAGUUCAUGGGCGGCGUGACACGGACACUCAACAUAUCUUACCUGAAAGCAGUACCAAUUGGUGCGACGGUUCGACUCAGCAGCAAAGUGGUGAGCGUGGGGAAGCAGAUGGCUAUGAUCAAGGGCGUCAUGACCAGUCUAGAUGGCAAGACAAAAUACUGCACGGCUGAGCACCAUAAAGUGAACACGCCAGUGCAGGCACAACAUGUGCAGGUGAGGGUACCGUGGGAUGAUGAGUUUGAUCGGGAAUGGGGUGUAGUCAAAGGGAAGACUGAAAUAGGCGUGAAGAGUAAGAUGUAG